AUGGGAAAUCAGUGUGCUUCAAGAGAGAAAAUGUCAGAAGCAGGAUAAACUGCAAAAGAAAAAUUUUACCAGUUAAAGGAGACUGCAAAAAAUAAAUGGUAUGGAACACCAACUGAAGGAUAACCAUAGGAGGAGAAAUAGCAGAUUGACUAUGAAGAAAAAAGAUUGAGAUAUGGAUAGUAUAAGCAGGAAUUUGUGACAGAUCACUCUCAAAUUUCAAUGAUCUCACAAUUUGAAUCCACUCUACCACUCACAAAGAUUGACGUGGACGAAUUUGAAAGAAGACUAAAGAUGUUGGCCACCUCAAACAGUCUGAACAAGGAGUAAAUAAUUGAAAGCUUCAGAGAUUCAACAGCCUUAAGAGAGAUUGUCUCAAAGGACAGCAUAGUUUAAUAGCUUUUGCUUGACGAGUUAAUGAUGGACAAAAGAAAAUAGAACUAUCUCAUUGCUUAGCUUUUAUUACUGGCAAAUCUCUACUGCCCCUCUAACCCAUCUCUAAAAGCAUAGAAGUUUUUCGAGCUUUGCUAAGAAAACCUAGAUUCUUAAAUUUCUUAGAAUGACAAAGAGCUUAGAUUGUUAUUUGGUAAAAUGCUGGAGAUUACCUAUACCUUUAUGAUUGGUCUUUAUAUGGCUAAUAAAUCAAGCAGUGAUCCUGAUAUCCCAGAGGAAUGGUAUAAUGACGAGUCCAAAUUAGAAGAUGCUUAUGAUUCAAUGUUCGAAGAGUUUUAAAAUGCAGUGUUUAAGUCCAAAACUAGAAACACAAGAGAAGAAUUUUUAGACGAGCUAUCUUAAAAUAAUAGGUCUUGGCUGCAACCACAUUACCUUAGAUAGAGGAUAUUCAACAAAGUUACUGGAAUCGAAAAACUCAGAAUAGACAAAUGA
Molecule: messenger RNA, 882 nt
Organism: Stylonychia lemnae
Lineage: Eukaryota; Ciliophora; Spirotrichea; Sporadotrichida; Oxytrichidae
Source: the annotation of a GenBank genome assembly